UUACUCCUAUACGACAAAAACUCGAAGCAAACACGUAUCUUAGUCUUCAACACCGCACACCCAAAUAGUGUAAUCAUACAGAUAAGACAACAUCCUCUCACCGCUUUUGUUGCUCUUCAUAUAUUUAGAGCCAAAAUCACCUGAUUCAAUUCAUUUUCGUCUCUGCCUCCUCAUUUCUCAUUUCACUCUAUAGACAAGUGUAGCAGCACAACUCAUCAGCUUUGCUCAUCAUCAUGCCCGGUAAUACAAACAGUUGUGCGUUAGCGGAAGCAGAGGCUCCGUUGUUGGCGGCGUACUCAGCUUCAGACGACGUCGGUUUAAAACACGAACGUCACGAUGAGCUCAUUGAUGAAGAUGACGAUCAACGUCUUGGAAGGAGAGUCUGGAUUGAAUCAAAGAAGCUUUGGCACAUAGUCGGUCCGGCUAUCUUUAGCCGUGUCGCCUCCUAUUCCAUGCUGGUCAUCACCCAAGCUUUCGCCGGCCACCUCGGCGAACUAGAGCUCGCCGCAAUCUCCAUCGCCAAUAAUGUCAUCGUCGGUUUCGAUUUCGGCCUCUUGUUAGGAAUGGCGAGUGCUUUGGAAACACUAUGUGGGCAAGCUUAUGGUGCCAAGAAGUACUAUAUGCUUGGAGUGUACAUGCAACGCUCAUGGAUAGUUCUCUUCUUGUGUUCUAUUCUCCUCCUGCCGCUCUACCUCUUCGCCUCGCCGUUCCUAAAGGUUUUAGGUCAGCCAACAGACGUGGCCGAGCUCUGUGGGAUUGUGUCCAUGACCAUGAUACCGAUUCACUUCAGCUUCAGCUUUCAGUUCCCGCUUCAGAGGUUUCUACAGAGCCAGCUGAAGACUGGUGUGAUUGCUUGGGUGUCUCUGGUGGCUCUGAUUUUCCAUAUCUUUGUGAGUUGGUUCUUUGUGUACAGGCUUGAGCUUGGAGUGAUCGGAACCGCCGUUACGUUGAGCCUUUCGUGGUGGGUGUUAGCUUUCGGGCUUUUCUUUUACACUAUUUGCGGUGGCUGUCCUUUAACUUGGAGUGGAUUCUCCAUUGAAGCGUUUUCUGGUCUUUGGGAGUUCAUCAAACUCUCUGCUGCUUCUGGAGUUAUGCUCUGCCUGGAGAAUUGGUAUUAUAGAAUACUAAUACUGAUGACAGGAAAUCUGCAAAAUGCAAAGAUUGCUGUGGAUGCUUUGUCUAUAUGCAUGACCAUAAACGGCUGGGAGCUGAUGAUUCCUCUGGCUUUCUUCGCUGCAACUGGAGUGAGGGUUGCAAAUGAGCUUGGAGCUGGGAAUGGGAAGGCAGCCAAGUUUGCAACUAAAGUAGCAGUUGUGACCUCUGUUAUAAUUGGCCUCUUCUUCUGGGUUUUGAUUAUGAUGUUCCACACUGAGAUCGGCUAUAUAUUUACCAACAGUAUACCUGUCAUCACUGAAGUAAACAAACUCUCCCUCCUCUUGGCAUUCACAAUUCUUCUCAACAGUGUCCAGCCUAUUCUCUCUGGAGUGGCUGUGGGAUCUGGGUGGCAAUCAUAUGUGGCAUACAUAAACUUGGGUUGCUAUUAUCUAAUUGGAGUGCCAUUAGGGUUUCUCAUGGGAUGGGGUUUCCAUCAAGGAGUUAUGGGAAUUUGGGCUGGAAUGAUUUUUGGAGGGACAGCAGUCCAAACCUUGAUACUGGCCAUCAUUACCAUUAGAUGUGACUGGGAAAAAGAGGCAGAGAAGGCAAGCAUGCAUGUACUGAAGUGGGCAGACAAACAAUAGAGCAUCGACUAUUUCGAAUAUUAGAUUUUUUGAUAUACAUUUUGAUGAUGUUUCAUUAUU
This is a messenger RNA of Fragaria vesca subsp. vesca, 1799 nucleotides long. RefSeq names its product protein TRANSPARENT TESTA 12-like. The record is from RefSeq and is a predicted model, not a curated record. Lineage: Eukaryota; Viridiplantae; Streptophyta; Magnoliopsida; Rosales; Rosaceae. Gene Ontology annotation, molecular function: antiporter activity; xenobiotic transmembrane transporter activity. Bases 234 to 1739 code for a protein of 501 amino acids. Gene Ontology annotation, biological process: xenobiotic detoxification by transmembrane export across the plasma membrane. Gene Ontology annotation, cellular component: membrane. The transcript has 8 exons.